Capsicum annuum is the source of this 526-nucleotide messenger RNA. RefSeq lists its product as uncharacterized. The coding region runs from base 27 to 440 and encodes 137 amino acids. The record is from RefSeq and is a predicted model, not a curated record. NCBI's taxonomy places the organism in Eukaryota, Viridiplantae, Streptophyta, Magnoliopsida, Solanales, Solanaceae. The transcript has a single exon.
UUUGUGCUCUUGGAAAUUUUCUAAUAAUGUUCACUAACAAGGCCUCUAUUCAAAGAGAAAGCUUUGUUAUACAAUUUUCAGAAAAUAUUCAAUCUUCACAAACUAUUAGGCCUUCUUCUUCUAAUAAAUUGAUCAAUUUCUCCACCAUGAAGCUUUUCGAUCGAUUCCGCAAGAUCGUCAUGCGGUUUGUUUUUCCCAUCCCUAUGUCGGGCCGGAGGAGGCCGAAUCGGGCUGGGACAGGGACGUCGUCUUCCGGGCCAGGCUCAGGACAGAGACGGAGGUCAUGUGACCGGCCCGAUCCGCCCAAGACUUCGUGUAGCUCAUAUUACUCAUCAACUUCUCAUUAUAAUGAAGCUAUUGCUGAAUGUAUAGAGUUCUUCAAUAAGUCUUCACAAGAUCAGGGAAUAUUUAGCGGUAGAAAAUCAGACGUUAUUGUGUGAUUAUUAUUGUGUGGUAUGUGCAACCUUGAUUGUAGCUUGUGUUGAUUUUUUUUUGAAUUUUAUGAGUUCGAAUCUGUUGUUGUAAA